This is a messenger RNA of Plectropomus leopardus (leopard coralgrouper), 4285 nucleotides long. It is a transcript of the gene hyal4, whose product is annotated as hyaluronidase 4. The record is from RefSeq and is a predicted model, not a curated record. Lineage: Eukaryota; Metazoa; Chordata; Actinopteri; Perciformes; Serranidae. Gene Ontology annotation, cellular component: cytoplasmic vesicle. Gene Ontology annotation, biological process: carbohydrate metabolic process; hyaluronan catabolic process. Gene Ontology annotation, molecular function: hyalurononglucosaminidase activity.
CGAGCCCAUCGGACAUAUGGCAGAGAGGGCCACUAUGACCCCUGUGGUGACCCCGAAGACGAGACCUCCACCUCCCCCUGGACUGUUAAUUUUUGGUCGUGUGCAGCAUCUACAGGAUGAUUGACAGCUGCUCCUCCUGAUCCCCAGGAUGCCUGUGGUGCCAGCGGGCGGGACAUCUUCCUCCCACCACGUUGUACCUGUCGCCCUCACCUGCUCCUGGCUGCUUCUGCUCUUCCACGCCGCCUUCGGUCAGAAACCCGCCAAGCUGCCUCUGAUUGGCCGGAAGCCUUUUAUCGCCGCCUGGAACGCUCCGCUGGACAUGUGCACCAUCAAGUACAACAUCACCACCAACGCUGACCGCCUCUUCCACAUCCACGGGAGCCCACGAGCCGAUUGGACGGGGCAGAAUGUCACCAUCUUCUACGCCAACAGGCUGGGCUACUACCCCCACUACACGCCGCAGGGCACCGCUGUGCACGGCGGCCUGCCGCAGAACUGCAGCCUGGACCAGCACCUGUUCAAGGCCUACGAGGACAUCAACCACUUCAUCCCGUCAGAGGACUUCCGCGGCCUGGCCGUCAUCGACUGGGAGUUCUGGCGGCCUCAGUGGAGCCGAAACUGGCACAAGAAGGACAUCUACCGCCGCAAGUCAAGAGAGCUUACGGCCAAGGCGUAUGUCAACGUGACGGCGGCGCAGAUAGAGGAGCUGGCCCGGCGCCGGUUUGAAAAGAGCGCCAAGGCGUUCAUGCAGAGGACUAUCCAGCUGGGGAUACGCCUUCGCCCCAACGGCCUCUGGGGUUUCUACCUCUACCCCGACUGCCACAAUUACAACCUGCACGAGCAGAACUACACGGGCUUCUGCCCCCUGCUGGAGCGGCUGAGGAACGACGAGCUGAUGUGGCUGUGGAACAGCAGCACGGCGCUCUUCCCGUCCGUGGCGAUCAGGAAAAGUCACACCAACAGCAUCAGCAACCUGCACUUCUCCCAGCACAGGAUCCGAGAGUCGCUCCGCAUCGCCUCGCUGACCUCCAAGGAGUACGACCUCCCCACCUACGUGUACCUGCGGCUGGGCUACCGAGACGAGGCGCUGGCCUUCCUCACCAUGAAAGACUUGAUCCACACCAUCGGGGAGAGUGCUGCUCUGGGAGCUGCAGGGUUCGUCAUCUGGGGGGACCUGAACCUGACCUCAUCCAAGCAUAACUGCACCAAGGUGAAAACCUUCCUGAGCCACCGCCUCGGCCAGUACAUCACCAACGUGACGCGAGCCGCCGAGGUCUGCAGCGAAUUCCUGUGCCAGGGGAAUGGCCGCUGCGUCCGCCGAGACCCCCUCGCCCAACAUUACCUCCACCUGAGUGCCUCCAGCUACCACAUCCAGCCCGCCAACGACGGGGACUUCGCCGUCUCCGGAUGGCACUCGCAGUACGAGCUGGAGCUGCUGACGGAGAGGUUUCGCUGCCACUGUUACGAGGGCCAUGAAGGCGAGCGCUGCGACAGCAUCAACAAAGUGAAGGAGGACGACGGGCCGUGGAGGGAGGAGGAGGAGGACGAGCAGGAGAGGAGGAGGACGGAGUGGGAGGACGAGCAGGGUGAACGGUGGGAGGGCAGGGAGAGUGAGGCGCCGCCGACCGGCUGCAGCCUCCGCCUGAUGGUGCUGAUGCUCCUGUUGAACUUAUCGCUGAUAAAGACGGUCUCAUGAUGCGCUCUGACAAAAAGAGUCACAGAUGUUACUUUUCAACACACAGACAGACCGGAUUUGUCUGGAUUUGAACCGAUGACGUUACAGUUUCACAGGGUUCAGCAGCAGAAGCCACUUUAAAUGGCACUUAACUUAACACUUUUUGAGUCGUUUCCAUGAAUCUAGAAAUAGUUUUUCAGUAAAUGAUUAACAUUUUUGCUUCAUUUUAGAGCACUGAAUCGCCGCCCACAUUUCAGAUUUUGUUCAGAGAUUCAGGUCUGGUGUUAUGCUUAUUAAUGUGUGUUUUCCUGGUCUGAUGAUAAACUUUAUUGCAGCUGGACAGUAAGACAACAUUUAAGUUAAGUGCUGGCAACACUAGUCUUAUCCAAACCAUCAGAGAAAAAACGAUAAAUAUAUUCCAAUAAAUCCUAAUAUUAUAUUGUAAUUCAGAGUAAUUACAGUCCAUGGCUCCUCUGCCAGCAGCGCAGUUUCUCCCCUCACUCCUGCAAACACACACACAGGUCAGAGUUCAACUGGAGUGACUUUCUGUGGUUUCUUGACACUCUCGCUCUCUGGAUCAGUUUUGUUGAGAUUUUCUCUUGAAUCUAAUUCAGCUGUAAAUGCCUCCAUAAUCCCAAAUAAAAAGCAUGAUGACGUCACCCAAACAGAAACGAAAGGAACUUUUGGAGCUAGUGCCAUACUUUCAUUUUCUUUUCCUUUUUUAAAAACAAUUUUUUAGGUAAUUUUCUGUACUCAUUUCUUGCUAAUUCUGGGAAAAUCUCUUCUUUUAUUGCACUUUGCCUUCUUUUUAUGUUUUUAAAAGAAAUCAAUCAAUCAAAUUUGCCCAAGUUUUAAAGGGUUAAAAAAGUCUUAAAAAGUCUAAUUUGCCUUAAGCUGCAGGGACCCUGGAGUAACAGCAGCAAAUUGGGAUAUAGAUGCAGCUGUGGUGGCUGCUCUAAACUGACGUCUUCUCAAUAUCACCUGACAUCAUAGUUUUUAUAAAAAUACCUUUUUUAACUUAAACCUCUGGCAAAACAGACUAUGAUCAGGAAUGAAAAUGACGUUAGAUAAUGAUAGAUGACGUGAAGAUAAAAAAAGUGAAAGGAGUUGACAGUUCAAUCUGAUAUCAGGCCAGUAGAGGAACUUAAGAUAAACUUUGAAAAUGUUCAAUGUGAAACAAAACAGCUGCUGUGUUGAAAAGUAACACGUGUAAAAAAAAAAAAGAAGAAGAAGAAGAAGAAGAAGAAGAAGAAGAAGUGAAAUGGCACUUUACAUGACACAUUUACAAAAGGGUUUGGCAAGUUGACAGAUGAAGGUUUGGUUGAUUGUUUUUUUCUGUUCUUUGACCUCUGAAACAAUCUGCACUGCCUCUGCCUCGACAACUGCAUCCGUUCUCACAGGAAUGUUCAUCCACAGAUGUUAAACUGUCGCCUCCAGCAAAGAGACGAUCAUCCGGCAUCACCGCGGAGCCGAGGAGGAUGAUGCAGGAUGAUCCUCGGAUUUGUUUUGUGGAGACACGACAGAAAUCUUUCGGUGGAAACCAAAAAGUGCUACGACUACCACACGGUCGUACGUGGGAACAUUUGGACGCUUCAUCUGUGGUGUUUUUUUAAUUCAUAUUGCCAGAAACUUGUUAUUAUCCUCAACAAUAAGCUGUUAUUUCACUUGACGGUGUACAUGAAGUGUGUAUUUUUUUGUACUGUUGCUUACAUUAUAGUCUUGAAGUGCAGCAUGUCAGGAAUCGCCACAUAUUUGAGCCUGUCGGGACGCAGCGUGCACAUGUUGUAGGUGCUAAUGAUUCCAAAAUAUUAUGUAUCUCUAUCCUCUAUAUAUACAUAUAAAUACAGAGGACCUGGUUUGUUUUCAGUGAUUAUGUAGAGGGCGAUGUUACUUUAUCUCAGUUCAGACUGUGUUGUUAGUUUUUGAUGAAAUCUCGUAAAGCGUCUCUGAAGCUGGCGUACAGCACUGUAGGUAUGACCAAACACUGAACAGCAUAUCAGAGGCGGCACAUACUGAAUAUAUUACUGCAGUUCUUUGACGCCUGCAGUUCUUUAACGCCUCCUUUUUGGGUAAGAAGAAUCAUCUCCUGCAAAACUAUGACAAAGAAGAAAGCUGACUUAAAACUGACUUCAAGUUAGAGGUUCUUGAGUCUCAAAGUUUGUACCGAGUCUAAAAAAAGUUGUUAUGGGAUUGUUUAUAUUAGUUUAGGUUAGUUUGAAAGUCUGUCUCUUUGUUUUAUUUUUUACCUGAACCAACCCAAGCUAAUCCAACAGAGCAGCUAACUACAGUGCCAAAGUUAAACAAUCUCAAUUUCCAUUUUCUAGGAUUGUUUUUUUAUUCCUUUACCUACAUCAUCGGGUGAACUUUGCUCAGUGCUCAUGAAGCUGUAGAUUUUAAAAAUUAAUUACUCUGCGCACCUUUACUGGAGGAUUUAGGGCCAAUACACUUGUCGUGUUUUUGCGCCCUCUAAUCCACUGUUUUUCAUGUAGAUGCACAGAAGUGGACGAAACAUGCAAGCAUUCCUAAACGCACUCCUUUUCCAAGUCUUCUGACGUUGAGUAAUGGCCAAAAAGAGUGUUUUUGAGGAACAUUAUGAUGCCACAUUUGAAC